This is a messenger RNA of Dermacentor andersoni, 980 nucleotides long. RefSeq names its product protein RER1. The record is from RefSeq and is a predicted model, not a curated record. NCBI's taxonomy places the organism in Eukaryota, Metazoa, Arthropoda, Arachnida, Ixodida, Ixodidae. Gene Ontology annotation, biological process: retrograde vesicle-mediated transport, Golgi to endoplasmic reticulum; protein retention in ER lumen. Gene Ontology annotation, cellular component: Golgi membrane.
CGAGCCGACCAGCCAGCAGCCAGCCAGCUCGGGGUGUCUGUUGGUCAUGAGCGACCGGAAGGUUGUGGAGGCCUUGUGGCUGUUUGCGCUACGUGGCGUACGAGCUGAAUAAUUUUCGCGAUCGACCGUGCCUAGGUAUUUCGCAGCUGCCAGCCUCUGCAGGCCGACGCAUCAUUCCAAACUCAGUCGGGCUCCUCCGGGCGCCCCCCAGCUGCCAGACAUGAUGGAAGGUGGCGACGCGGUCCAGCCGUCCUCCUUGGCCGUGUUCUUCAGGCGCGCCGGUCAGAGCUACCAGCGGAUGCUGGACGUGUGGACACCGUACACAUUGGCACGGUGGCUGGGGGCAGUGCUGCUGCUGGUGGCGUUUCUGGGGCGCAUCUUGUACCUGCAGGGCUGGUACAUCAUCACCUAUGCGCUGGGCAUCUACCACCUCAACCUCUUCAUUGCCUUUCUUACGCCCAAGGUGGAUCCGGCUCUGGGCACCGACGACUACGAGGACGGUCCAGAGCUUCCCACAAAGGUCAAUGAAGAAUUUCGACCGUUCAUUCGUCGAUUACCAGAGUUCAAGUUCUGGUAUUCGGCCACCAAAGCAACGCUGGUGGCAAUAGCGUGCACAUUUUUUGAUGCAUUCAACGUGCCUGUCUUCUGGCCCAUCCUGCUGCUCUACUUCAUCACACUCUUCUGCCUCACCAUGAAGCGGCAGAUCAAGCACAUGCUGAAGUACCGGUACCUGCCGUGGACUCAUGGCAAGACGCAAUACCGAGCACGGGACAUGGCAAGUGGCCCGCUCAAGUGAGGACCUCUCUUGCCUCCUGCUGCAGUGUCCAGGAGCUGUGACAAGGCUGGCAUCUUCAGGACCUGUUUUUCCAGAAUUGCAUCCCUGUCGGCGAAGACGGGACCGAUCGGCAGUGGAUGCCCACCCUGUUGUGUGCCGUCAAUAAACUGGAGUGGGCCACAGGAGGGGCGCCCUCCCACUUUGU